Triticum urartu is the source of this 1221-nucleotide messenger RNA. Its product is annotated as fatty acid desaturase 4, chloroplastic-like. Lineage: Eukaryota; Viridiplantae; Streptophyta; Magnoliopsida; Poales; Poaceae. The record is from RefSeq and is a predicted model, not a curated record.
UCACCAUCUGCUAUGAUCCACUCCUAUAAAGCCAGCAGCCCGCGCAACUUCUGGCUGGAAUUCGUUUUGAACGAAAGCGGAUCACGCGCGUACGUGGAAGCAGACACCAAGCCAUGCCAGCCAUGUACGCGCUGACCCCCCGCUGCACCCUCCCGCCGGUGCACCGCCGCGCGCCGCCGCCGUGCCGGGCGGCCUCGCCGACGCCGGCGGCGCUGGCCCGCGCCGAUCCGGACGAGCUGCGGUCCACGUGGCCGCAGCGCGCGUGGACGCUGGCCGGCUCGGCCGCCGUGCUCUCCUCGCUCUCCGCGUCCGCCUCCCUCGCCGCCGACUCCGGCUCCUACGCCGAGCCGCUGGCCGCCGCCCUCGCCGCCUACACCGUCGCCGACCUCGCCACGGGCGUCUACCACUGGCUCGUCGACAACUACGGGGACGCCUCCACGCCCCUCGUCGGCGCGCAGAUCGCCGCCUUCCAGGGCCACCACCGCCACCCCUCCACCAUCACGCGCCGGGAGCCCUGCAACAACCUGCACGCGCUGGCGCGCGCCGUCGCGCUCGCGCUCCCCGCCGUGGAGGGCGCGGCGGCCGCCGCCCACGCGCCGGCCGCCGCGCACGCCUUCGCGGGGACCUUCGCGGCGUGCGUGGUGCUGAGCCAGCAGUUCCACGCAUGGGCGCACGAGAAACGCCGCCGGCUGCCGCCCGGCGUCGAGGCGCUGCAGGCCGCCGGCGUGCUGGUGUCGCGCGCGCAGCACGCCGCGCACCACCGCCAGCCCUACAGCACCAACUACUGCAUCCUCAGCGGCGUGUGGAACGGGGUGCUGGACAGGCACAAGGUGUUCGAGGCGCUGGAGAUGGUCGUCUUCUUCCGCACCGGCGUCCGCCCGCGGUCGUGGGACGAAACGCAGGCCGCCUGGAUGGAGGACACCAGCGGCGCCGCCGCCGUCACCGCCAUCGCUGUUACUGACAGUUCGUAACAUACAUCGAGCAUCGUUUCUCGUGAUGGCUUGUACAUACAUACAUUGAUACAUACUACGAUUCAAAAGGUAUGCAGAAGGAUGAGCUGGGAUUGAAAGGAUUGAAGUAACAAGUUAAGAUUAUAGUUAGGCGGGAAAAAUAUAAUAUUUAAUGUAUAUUUUAGGUUGGUUUUGAGGAUGCAAAUCUUGUGGUGUAUGCGAAGAGAAGAGAAUUUUUCAUAGUUGAAAAUGUGAUGAUUUUUUAUGGUCU